AUGGCGGCCAAGUCGUUUCGCGAGGGCAUCCGCGCCCGGUUGCUGCAAGAUGUGCUCGGAGGCGAGCAGGAGGAGAUCGACGGGGGCUGGCGCGUGCUCGUCAUGGACGAACUGGCUACCAAGGUGUUGAGCGCCGCUUGCAGCAUGACGGACGUUUUCGACACCGGAGUCGCGCUCGUCGAGGACCUGAGCAAGAAGCGCCAGCCCAUGCCGAACAUGGACGCGGUGUACUUCAUCUCGCCAACGCCGGAUUCAGUGAGGCACCUGAUCGAGGACUUUUCCGGCCCGACGCCUCUGUACAAGUCGGCGCACCUCUUCUUCACUUACCAAGCAUCGCCGUCGCUGAUGUACAACAUCAAGAGCUGCGACCCUCUGCGCGCGCGCCUCGUCAAGGUGGCCGAAGCCAGCGUCGAGUUCGUGACUGUGGACAGCCGGACGUUCUCGACGAUGCAGCCCUUCGCCAUGCGCAAUCUGUUCCGGGACAGGUGUGAGGGUUCCAGCGACUACGCUGCUGAGAUAGAGGUGGCGGCGCGCCGGCUCUCCUCCGUGUGCGCCGCCCUGGGCGUCUUCCCCUCGAUCCGCUGCCGCGCACCCCGGCCUCCGCAGGAAGGGGACCCGCCGGGGCAGGCAGCCAGGGCCGCGGUACCUCAGCGAAUCGCAGCCGCCCUGAAUGAGCGCCUACAGGCUAUGCAGCGGGCCGACCCGUCCUUCGGCACGGGUUCGCGGGACACGUGCGAGGUGCUCAUCGUCGACCGGGCCCUCGAUCCGAUUGCGCCGGUCGUGCACGAGUUCACGUACGAGGCACAGGUGCACGACCUGCUCCCACUUGGCGAGGGCAACGUGUACGACCACAGCUACGUCACCAAAGAGGGGGAACACAAAGUCACGCAGUUCGUGCUGGGCGAACACGACCCGCUCUGGACGGAGCUGAGGCACAUGCACAUCGCGCAGGCGUCGAUGACGCUCGAGCAGAGGCACGUCGAGUUCAUGGAGAAGAAUCCUGCGGCGCGCAAUCAGGCUGGGAAGCUUGGCCGGGGCGCUGCGUCAGAGCCAAACGACAUUCGCAAAAUAAGCAACAUCGCCUCGGCAAUCCCAGAGUACCUCGAGAAGGUCGCGAAGCUCAGCCUGCACCUGGACAUCGGCAACAAGCUCAGCACCAAGUCGAGGUUCCUGAUGGAUGUAGGCCUCGCGGGGCUCGAGCAAGAUCUGGUGUAUGGCGACGCGGGGUCGAAGGAGGUGAUCAACUUCCUCUCGAGCGCCACCAGCAGUAUGGCGAGCGGCGAUGUAGCAGGCGAGCAGAUCUCGGCGCAAGACAAGCUGCGCCUCCUCAUGUGCUACGUCGUGACGCACCCGGAGAAGAUGGACAACGCCAAGCGGACGCAGUGGAUGAAGCUCGCGGGCCUCACCGUCGACGACAUGCAGCGCAUCAACAACAUGGAGAUGCUGGGCGUCGCGGUGUCCAAGCGCGUGGCCUCCAAGGGCCUCACGUUCGGCCGGAAGAAGCGGCGCCAGCCACGCAAGGAGCGGACGACCCGGGUCGCGGACAAGGAGUUCUCCCAGUACAAACUGGCGCGCUUCGCCCCCGUGCUGUCCGAGACGAUCGAAGACCUCUCCAAUGGGACGCUGGAUCCCACGGAGUUCCCUUUCGUGGGGUCUGGGCAGGCGGGUCCCCCCGGGCGCGCGCAGGACUACAACUUUGUGGGGACGCACCCGCCCAGCCAGAUGCAGUCCGCGCGCCAAAACCGUACGAACUUCGCCGUCUCGUGGGCGAACAAAGCGAAGGGCGCGGAAGGGCCCAGGCAGCCACAGGAGACGAAGCCCGUGCACCGCCUGAUCGUAUUCGUCGCCGGCGGCGUCGCGUACAACGAGAUCCGGAGCGUGCACAAGCUGUCUGAGGCGCUGGGCUGGGACAUCAUCCUUGGUGCCACAGAUGUGCUGCCUCCCGCCAAGUUCCUGCGCGAGCUGGCCCACCUCAAGUCCGACUUCGCGCACGACUCCGCCGGCGAUCUGGCGCUGGAAAUCGACGGGAUCUGA
Pedinophyceae sp. YPF-701 is the source of this 2034-nucleotide messenger RNA. The record is from the annotation of a GenBank genome assembly. Lineage: Eukaryota; Viridiplantae; Chlorophyta; Pedinophyceae.